AUGUACGUUGUUUCCUCCACCAACACACGUAAAAUCCAGCUUGGACAACCAGCUAUUGUUAAAGUUGCAGCCAACUUGAUUAGGUUGCUAGCUUAUCAGAACAAGAACAUAUUGCAAGCUGGUAUGAUUGUUGGAGGAUGGGAUAAGUAUAAGGGAGGCCAAAUUUUCUCGGUCCCUCUUGGUGGAAUGAUCUUGAAGCAACCAUUUGCAGUUGGAGGUUCAGGUUCCAGUUACCUUUAUGCCCUUCUUGAUCAUGAAUGGAAAGAGGGAAUGAGCCAGGAAGAGGCAGAGAAAUUUGUGGUGAAGGUAGUUUCCCUUGCUAUGGCCCGUGAUGGUGCUAGUGGAGGGGUUAUCCAUACAGUUACUAUAAAUGCCGAUUGCGUGAAGAGGAACUUUUAUCCUGGCGACAAGCUACCCCUAUGGCACGAUGAACUGGAGCCCCAUAACUCUUGCUGCUGGGAAUCCUGA
This is a messenger RNA of Miscanthus lutarioriparius, 468 nucleotides long. The record is from the annotation of a GenBank genome assembly. Lineage: Eukaryota; Viridiplantae; Streptophyta; Magnoliopsida; Poales; Poaceae.